Molecule: messenger RNA, 312 nt
Organism: Microthlaspi erraticum
Lineage: Eukaryota; Viridiplantae; Streptophyta; Magnoliopsida; Brassicales; Brassicaceae
Source: the annotation of a GenBank genome assembly
AUGCUACCUGUUGGAAAAGAGAAGAUUUCUCGUGAGCUAACAUUUCGUGAACGACCUGCAAAGUCGGCUGCUACUCGUUGUGAGCAAGCAAUCCAAUAUGGAGCUAAUGGAGUUGUGGAGAUUGUCCAUAUUGUGGUCGAAUCUACUCUUCUAGCGCCAAAAUCUUACGGACUUGACUCCGUCGAGCUAGAGCUCGACUUCGUCUUCACAAGUAGCUCGGACAGUAAACAGCUGGAUUUGGACAAGAAUACUUGGUGGGCUCGAGGUCAUUUUACUGGGUCUGAGUUGACUUAUCUUGACCUUAAGGUUUAG